Molecule: messenger RNA, 2649 nt
Organism: Ctenopharyngodon idella (grass carp)
Lineage: Eukaryota; Metazoa; Chordata; Actinopteri; Cypriniformes; Xenocyprididae
Gene: cdk21
Product: cyclin-dependent kinase 21
Exons: 7
Coding region: 914-1825 (303 amino acids)
Biological process (GO): signal transduction; G1/S transition of mitotic cell cycle; protein phosphorylation
Cellular component (GO): cyclin-dependent protein kinase holoenzyme complex; cytoplasm; nucleus
Molecular function (GO): ATP binding; cyclin-dependent protein serine/threonine kinase activity; cyclin binding
Source: RefSeq, a predicted model, not a curated record
AAACUCAAUCAUUAAGAACUAAAUUUUGCAUUUUUAUGUGUCUAAAGGCAUGGUACAGGUAUUAACAUAUGUAGGUUUUUAUUUUAUUUAUAGCCUACAAUAUUAUGAUUUUUGUUGACAUUCUCAGUGCAUAAAUGUAUAUCUUUCCACGUGAGAAAGUAGGUUUUCUUUAAUUGUUGAGUGAGAUGGGGGAAACCCAGCAGAAAUCCACAGCUGUUCAUUGGCUGGUGGUGCCGAUAUAAAUCUCACACCCCUGCAUGUCGCGAGGUUUUAUUAAAAUCAUGGCAAACAACACAUAUUGAUCCGUGUCAGUGAUCAAAAAGAGUAGAUUUUCCUGCUCAAGGUUUUGGGUGACAUUGACAGAAAAGGUAAGGCAGUAACGUUAGUUAUUACAUUAUAUUGUACAGUUUUCAUAUGAACAAGCUACACAACGUUCACGUUUACCGCGGUAUUAAGAUCAUUUUUUAAUGAACACCAUUUUAUCACGAUAUAUAUGUUAGGAUAAAUUCUUGUCUCGUGUCACCGUGAGCCAUCUUUGGUCACUCGACAGGAUUGUGGAAAUGUCAAAUCUUAUACGGAUACCAAUUUAUGAAUCAAGUCAAAUCUAAUUGAUUUUAAUCUCUAAGUAAACUUUUUUAAUUUUACAAACAAAUUUAAAGUCAUUGGCAUGUCGUUCUUAACAUUUUUUUUCCGCCAUAAUUUAAUCACUUAUGCUUCUAAAUAUUUAUUAUAUUUAUGUAAUUAUUAUGUUUAUUCAUUAGUUUAUUUAAUUUUAAACUGCACAGUCCAAAUAAUAUGAAUCGCUAGAAGGUUAAAUUGAAAGCCCUGACAAAGCUCGGUCCGACUUUCUUAAUCACUUCAUGACUUUUGUCUAUUGCAGUAACGCGGUCUGACAGAUUCAUCUGAUCUAAACAUGGAUGACAGCUGUUGGGAGAGCUCAGAUUAUGAAAUCUUGGCAGAAAUCGGCCAGGGCUCAUACGGGAAAGUGUACAAAGCCAGAGAGAGGCGCGAACAGCAGCGCCUCAUAGCGGUGAAGAGACUGAACAUCCCCGAGGAGCCGGAGUCUGGCAUCCCUCAGUUUGUGAUACGAGAAGUGGCUCUUCUGCGAAAAAUAGAGCACUUCAACCACCCAAACAUAGUCAAGUUGCUGAAUGUUUCAGCUGGAUGGCAGAACCAGAAGUUUGACCUGACCUUGGUGUUUGAGUAUAUCGAUCAAGACCUGACCACAUUUCUCAGCAGAGCAUCAGCGAAAGGCCUGGCCAGGGACAAAAUCAAGGAUGUGAUGCGUCAGCUGCUCAGUGGACUUGACUUCCUCCACACCAACACUGUCAUCCACCGGGACCUGAAGCCAGACAAUGUGCUUGUGAGCAGUCGAGGGGUGGUCAAGAUCGCAGACUUUGGUUUAGCCAGGAUAUAUACAUACCAUAUCGCCCUCACCCCAUGUGUUGUGACUCUGUGGUACAGGGCUCCAGAGGUCCUGUUGCAGUCCAGUUACAUGUCUUCAGUGGAUAUGUGGAGUGCUGGCUGCAUCUUUGCAGAGCUCUUUCUGUUAAGGCCGUUGUUUUGUGGAUUCACAGAGAUCCAGCAGCUGCAAAAGAUCUUUGAGGUAAUUGGUUUGCCAGGUGAGGAGGACUGGCCCAUAGAAAGCCCUGUCUGCUACACUCCUGCCUGGGUUGAGACAAAGCCAACAGCACAACUACUGCCCAGCCUCGCCCAUGAGGAGAAUGACCUGUUGUCUCUUUUUUCUUGUCUGAAACUUCCUUCUCCAUGCAGCAAUUUUUGGCUUUCAAUCCAGCUCAUCGCAUCUCUGCCUGCAGAGCUUUGACUCACCCUUUCCUGGCAGAUCGCAGCAGUGAAGAUGAGUGAAGAGGGCGGGGUCACAUAAUUAGACUGGCUCCUCCCAUCCAGUCUGAGGCGCACCAAGAAUUAUUCUGCCACAAGAGCUAUUAGGUUGAUUUUUAAAUAAUGGAGUGAAGUGCAACACCUUAACCAUUGGAUCACGUUUUUUUUUUUCUUUCUUUUUUUUUUCUCUCAUAUAAAAACUACUUGGUGAAAAUUGAAAAUGUUACUGAUGCUCUGUACUGAUGAUGUUUAAAAAGAAACAAAUGCCCUUAUGAAACUCUCUAACCGAAGCUCUCCUGCCCUGAUAUUUUAUUUUAUAUACCAACACCUUGUUCUCAUGUUUACAGAGGUUUAGGAAUGAGAAAUUGUCUUUUUCACUUGUGACAACUCUCUAAUAAUGACAUUUUGUGUAUGUUGCAGCACAAUUGGUUGUUUAACAGGUAAGUUUGAUGUUUCCAGAUUGUUUCAAUGUGCUACUUUAAAGAUGUUUUUGAAAGUUUACUUUUUUAUAGUAACAUUUUUAUACCAUUUUGUGUUUGUUUUGCCUUAAUUUUAAAGGUAUACAAUGUUUUAGGUUCUGAGCAAAAUGUUUGAAGUUUUGUGUUUUCUGUUCCUGAUGAAUUUGAGGUAAACAAACUAGAGCCAACGGUGCCUGUUUGUUGUUGAAUGAGCUGAGAUUGGUAUUUAAGCUUAGUUGAUAUUAUGAUUUUUCAAAUGAAUACAAAUCAAUUAAAUAUGUAAUUGAAUGCACAUUUUACUAUUUUCUUUAUACUGACACUUCAGUAAUAAAAAGCUAUUUCAACAUUG